Trichosurus vulpecula (common brushtail) is the source of this 3921-nucleotide messenger RNA. RefSeq names its product FYN proto-oncogene, Src family tyrosine kinase (gene FYN). Gene Ontology annotation, molecular function: ATP binding; non-membrane spanning protein tyrosine kinase activity; signaling receptor binding. NCBI's taxonomy places the organism in Eukaryota, Metazoa, Chordata, Mammalia, Diprotodontia, Phalangeridae. The record is from RefSeq and is a predicted model, not a curated record. The transcript has 14 exons. Gene Ontology annotation, cellular component: extrinsic component of cytoplasmic side of plasma membrane. Bases 811 to 2424 code for a protein of 537 amino acids. Gene Ontology annotation, biological process: cell surface receptor protein tyrosine kinase signaling pathway; innate immune response; cell differentiation.
CUCUCCCUUCCCCAAGCUGGAGGGGCCGGAGCAUCAGGGGAGUAGCCAAGCCGGGAGAGCAGCCGCGGCGUAGUUGGAGUUGCGCCAUCUGUCAGGAGCGGGGCUGGGAGGAGGGGGAGGAGGGGGAGGAGGAGGAGGAGGAAGAGGAGGAGAGGGAGAAGGAGAAGGAGAGGGUGGAGGAGGAGAAGGAAGAGGAGGAGGAGAGGGAGAAGGAGGAAGAGAAGAAGGAGGAGGAAGCGAAGAAGGAGGAGGAAGAGAAGGAGGAGGAAGGAUUGCUGUGCAGAGGAGCAGCCCGAGAUUCGCCCGCCGCGCGAGGAGAGGGGAGGCCACGGCCCCUUUGAGCCCCCUCCUUCCCUUGCCGGCCGGGGCGGUGCUGCGUUUAGCUCCCGACACCCACCCCAGGGUGGUGGGGGUGGCUUGCGGAGCUCCCGCACAAAAGCCGCCGCCUCCCUGAGCUGCCUCUGGUACCCGGAGGGAGCCGGCCGCCCCGGGCUGGGGGGAGACCCUGGCGCUGUCCUCCUCCUGCUUCUCCCCCUCCUCCUCCUCCUCCUGCGCCCGCCCCCUCGGAAGGGUCCCCUGCCUGCCUCCCCGGGAGCCCGCAGAGGAGGAGCCGGAGCCGAGGCUGCCACCGCCACCGCCGCACAGGGAGGGCGGGGAGAAGACCAUGUGAAUGGGGCUCCGAGCCUCAGAUCUUUGAAGAAGCAGGAUGUUCAUCUAGACGUGGAAAAAGACCAGCGCUACAGCUGUGGUAGAAGAAAUGUGGUGUAUAUAAAAUUUGUGAUAGCUGGGAGAAAUUCUGGAAUUUAGAGAAUGGGCUGUGUCCAAUGUAAGGAUAAAGAAGCAGCAAAACUGACAGAGGAGAGGGAUGGCAGCUUAAACCAGAGCUCUGGCUAUCGCUAUGGGACAGACCCCACUCCCCAGCAUUACCCUAGUUUUGGCGUGACGUCCAUCCCCAACUACAACAACUUCCAUGCAGCCGGCGGCCAAGGGCUAACUGUCUUUGGUGGCGUCAAUUCUUCUUCUCACACCGGGACCUUGCGUACAAGAGGAGGAACAGGUGUAACCCUUUUUGUGGCCCUUUAUGACUAUGAAGCACGAACAGAAGAUGACCUGAGUUUUCAUAAAGGAGAAAAAUUUCAAAUACUUAACAGCUCUGAAGGAGACUGGUGGGAAGCCCGUUCCCUGACAACAGGAGAGACUGGUUACAUUCCCAGCAAUUAUGUGGCUCCAGUUGACUCCAUCCAGGCAGAAGAGUGGUACUUUGGAAAACUUGGCCGCAAAGAUGCAGAAAGACAACUCUUGUCCUUUGGAAAUCCUCGAGGUACCUUCCUUAUCCGAGAGAGUGAAACCACCAAAGGUGCCUAUUCACUUUCUAUCCGUGACUGGGAUGAUAUGAAAGGAGACCACGUCAAACAUUACAAGAUCCGAAAACUUGACAAUGGUGGCUACUAUAUUACAACAAGAGCUCAGUUUGAAACUCUUCAGCAGCUUGUCCAGCAUUACUCAGAGAGAGCUGCAGGCCUUUGCUGCCGCUUAGUAGUCCCCUGUCAUAAAGGAAUGCCGAGGCUUACUGAUCUGUCUGUCAAAACCAAAGAUGUCUGGGAAAUUCCACGUGAAUCCCUUCAGUUGAUCAAGAGACUGGGCAAUGGGCAGUUUGGGGAAGUAUGGAUGGGUACCUGGAAUGGGAACACAAAAGUGGCCAUCAAGACUCUUAAGCCUGGCACGAUGUCUCCAGAAUCCUUCCUUGAAGAAGCCCAGAUCAUGAAGAAACUGAAACACGAUAAACUGGUCCAGCUUUACGCCGUGGUAUCUGAAGAGCCAAUCUACAUUGUCACAGAGUACAUGAACAAAGGGAGUUUGCUGGAUUUCCUAAAAGACGGAGAAGGAAGAGCUCUGAAAUUGCCUAACCUGGUGGACAUGGCUGCACAGGUUGCCGCAGGUAUGGCUUAUAUCGAGCGGAUGAAUUAUAUCCAUAGAGAUCUGCGCUCUGCAAACAUUCUGGUGGGGAACGGGCUCAUCUGCAAGAUUGCUGAUUUCGGACUAGCCAGAUUGAUUGAAGACAAUGAGUACACAGCAAGACAAGGUGCAAAGUUCCCUAUCAAGUGGACAGCUCCAGAGGCAGCCCUCUAUGGAAGGUUCACUAUCAAGUCUGACGUGUGGUCCUUUGGAAUCUUACUCACAGAGCUGGUAACCAAAGGGAGAGUUCCCUAUCCAGGCAUGAAUAACCGUGAAGUCUUGGAGCAGGUGGAACGUGGGUACAGGAUGCCAUGCCCUCAGGACUGCCCUAUCUCCUUGCAUGAGCUUAUGAUUCACUGCUGGAAAAAAGACCCUGAGGAGCGCCCCACAUUUGAGUAUUUGCAGGGUUUCCUGGAAGACUACUUUACUGCAACAGAACCCCAAUACCAACCUGGUGAAAACCUGUAAGUCCCAUGCCAUGGCCCGUCUGCAGAAAGCACCAUCCAGGUGGUCACUCCCCUCCCUCUCAGCUUCCAAUUCAGUAGCUCGCUGCUCUUGGAGCAGUGCGGAAUCUUCCAGGACCAGAGUGCAUGUGAGUCUGAAGAACAACCACACCCCUCAUCGAUGACCACUUGUCCCCAAAUCUGAAUGUCCUCUGUGAAGAAUAAGAGACACAAACUUGUUAACUUCUCAAAAGACUUUUGAAAAUGCAUUGUAUCGAUGUUAUGUAAACGGCAAAACCUCUAUUCAGUGUAAAUAGUUACUCAGUGCCAAUAACUGACCCUAGUGCUUUCCUUUUUUAAAUGCAAAUCAUAUGUGAUUUUAACUCUGUCUUCACCUGAUUCAACUAAAAAAAAAAACAAAAAGUAUUAUUUUCCAGAAGUGGCCUCUUUGUCUAAAACAAUAAACUUUUUUUUCAUGUUUUAACUAAAGAAAAUCAGGACAGGUGUUUGUUUUUUGUUUUGGGGUUUUUUUUAUAAAUAUAAAUAUAUAUAUAAUAUAUACAUACCUGUACAUAGAGUAUGUGGGUACUACUGCAGAAAACUUGUUGCCAAACAGCGGGCCGCAUGGUUGCAGUACCCAGAGAGUGAUCAUUUUACUGCAAACAUUUAAAAAGGAAAAAAAAAAGGCAGCACUGGUAUUAUUCUGAAAACCAGUGGUCUAAUUUUUGGCUUUUGCCAAGCAUGAAUAUUUUUUAAUUGGAUUGCACUUUUUUGUUUGUUCGUUUCUGACUGUACCUGUAGAUGGUUGUAACUUUUGCUCCUUUCAGGAACCACGUGCUGGGUUUAUGGUCAUGUUCCCAAUGUUUGACAGCCACAUUUUACAGGAUUUGUUCUUCAAACAAGAGUGAACCUAUUGAAGCAAGAAAACACACCAUAUGACCAGCCGAAUUGGAUGAUAGAUACUACAGUACUCCUUGUAUAAAACUCUGUAUACUGAAAUAAUUCAGAAUUUUUUUUUAAUUUAAUAAACAUUGUAACCACAUUUAAUGGUCUAAAACCCAUAGCAUUUUAGUCAUGCCAACCUGCAAAACUGUUUAUCAUGCAGAUAGGAUUUUCUGGGGGAGAUUUGUGCACCAUUUCCCAUUGUAAAAUAUAUGUUUUAAAUGUCCUGUACUGCUAAUGAAAUUCCUUUCUCUAUGUCUGAGAGUUCUCCAGUGGAAUUACUAUGCACUUCUUUACGUUUCAUGGGGAUGCACAGAACAAAGUAUUAUGUUCUCUCGUUGUCUAUUUGUACCAGCCUUGAAUUACUUAUGUUUAACCAAAAAAUGAAAACAAGCAAAUGAAAAAAAAAAACAUAAAAACAAACAAACAAAAAAACAACCUCCUAUUUCUAUUGAGUUUUUAAUACUGAGUUGCAAAUUUUGGAGUCUUAAUUACCUUUUUGUUAUGAUUUCUUUGCAAGUUUACAUUUUUAAAUUGUUUAACUUUCUUAAUUUAGUAAUUAAAAAGAGAGCAUUUUACA